Psylliodes chrysocephalus is the source of this 456-nucleotide messenger RNA. The record is from the annotation of a GenBank genome assembly. Lineage: Eukaryota; Metazoa; Arthropoda; Insecta; Coleoptera; Chrysomelidae.
AUGGUUUUUACUACAGUUAUUAAUUUUGUACGAGCUCGAGGUCCUGAUGAAAUUUGGAGAAAGCGAAGAAUAUUUAAAUUAGCCGCACAUUUCAUUGGCAGAAGAAGGAACUGUUAUAGUAUUGCUGUUAGAAAUGUCCAUAGAGCUUUAGUUUAUGCCACAAAAGGUAGGAAACUAAAGAGAGAAGAUAUGGCCAAUUUAUGGGAAACUCGAGUAAGAGCUGGUUGUGAACAACACAAUAUUAGUUAUGAAUCUUUUAGAGAAGGAUUAGCAAGAUGUAAUAUUUUGUUAAACAGAAGAACAUUGGCCGAUUUGGCUUGUUGGGAACCUUAUUCUUUUAAAUCUUUAACAGAUAUAGCAAAACGAAGAACACUAGAUGAUGGUUUAGCUGGUAUAAAUGCUGACAAAUAUCUUGAUAGAAUUAUAACUAGGGGUUCUUUGAAUACAGAAAAAUGA